UUUUUCUGUGCUGCCAAGAUUUUCCCCAACCUAUUACUGUGAUUGCUGCUAGGUUCAAACUGUUUUUGCACACAGGAAUCGAACAUGGAGUUGCAAAAUUUAAUAGUAAAUAGUCUCGUAAGUAAUUAUCAAUUAUCAUUGCCUUACAUGCCCUUUUUCCUCUACAGGUAGUUGGCACCAUAAUAUCUGCAGUGGUGCAUUUACUAACAGCAUGGUGGCUCAUGAGCACUGUUCCAAAUAUCUGUGAGAGAGAGUUGCUUCCAGCAGGUAGUCCAUGGACUUGCCCUGGUGAUCACGUGUUCUACGACGCAUCUGUAAUAUGGGGUUUGAUAGGGCCACGUAGAAUUUUUGGAGAUCUUGGACACUACUCAGCCAUAAACUGGUUUUUCUUGGCUGGAGCCAUUGCACCUUUCUUAGUUUGGCUAGCGCACAAGGCCUUCCCUCAUAAACAGUGGAUUAGGCUCAUCACUGUGCCUGUGCUCUUGGGAGCAUUAGCUGACAUGCCUCCAGCCACAGCAGUGAACUACACCAGUUGGGUCCUUGUUGGCUUUGUAUCAGGGUUUGUUGUAUAUCGUUACUAUCGUGGAUGGUGGAGCCGACACAACUAUGUGUUGUCUGGUGCACUUGAUGCAGGGUUAGCCUUCAUGGGGGUUUUGCUCUACUUGUGUUUGGGGAUGGAGCACAUUAGCCUUAACUGGUGGGGCAGUGACCCAGAUGGGUGCCCUUUAGCUUCAUGUCCAACUGCUCCAGGUGUCAUAUCUAAAGGGUGUCCUCUUUACUAAGUUUGAUGGUGGUGGUGUAGCCAUGGUUUUAAAUUGUUGAUGAGGUUGUAUUGGGAAAUGCAAAAUUGCCGGCAAAUAAGGUUUAUGUAGCCACUAGCCACAAUUGUUAUUGCCAUGAGGAUCCAAGAUUGUUUUGGACUUGUAGCAAUAGCAGAGAUGCAGAUAAAUGCUUGCAUAAUUCUUUCUUCUGUAUAUUAUACAUUUUGUAAAAUAUUUGAUUUAUUUGGAUGAUGUAAAUCAAGACCUCAAAGGGAUGGCUUAUUCUUUACGGAACA
Molecule: messenger RNA, 1057 nt
Organism: Cajanus cajan (pigeon pea)
Lineage: Eukaryota; Viridiplantae; Streptophyta; Magnoliopsida; Fabales; Fabaceae
Source: RefSeq, a predicted model, not a curated record